Molecule: messenger RNA, 2554 nt
Organism: Nymphaea colorata (pocket water lily)
Lineage: Eukaryota; Viridiplantae; Streptophyta; Magnoliopsida; Nymphaeales; Nymphaeaceae
Exons: 9
Coding region: 589-2271 (560 amino acids)
Source: RefSeq, a predicted model, not a curated record
AGACAGCACGAGAGAGAGAAAGAAAGAAAGCACAAAAGAAACCUGGCACCGGACAACGCCGGAAACUGGUGGGACACUCGUCAGAAGUUGCCUUCCGUUGGAUUCCCGCAUCGUGUUUCCCGUGAUCCUUUCUUCUUCCUCUGAGAUCGUUUCGCGGGCUUAUUCUCCAUGUAGGGAGGAAGGUUCAUGCCCAACAAGUCGGAGGAAUGCCACCGGAGUUCCGGGGAGUUCAUUGACGCGAAAAUUUUAGGGCUUCGUUUUUCCUUUAAUUUGGCGAGAGCGAAAUAUCCUCGUACAAUCGGGCAUAUGGGGACCCACAUCUUUCGCAGUAUCAUUACUCUUCAUAGGGAGCAUAUGAAGGGCAUUAGUUGGCAGUUGAUGGGCUAUGUGGAAGAAAUCUAAGGUUUAUCCUGAAGCCUGUUAGGCUCAUGAGGCUGUUUUAUGGAAUACUCCUGUAGAUGGCCUUGCUGAGGUAAGUGAAGUGGCCGUGAUGAAUCGCUCGACCUAGAUACUUUUUGUUGGCGGAAUUAGCGAAGCUGCUGUUUUGGGCAUUGCGAAGUUGAAAUCGGAAUGGUUUGAAGAACAAAUAUGGAGGAUAUAGAGCUGUUCAAGGAUGGAUUCAGAUGGGUUCGAUCCCAGAAGAAUGUGGUUCUGGGCGUUCAGGCCUUUAUGAGGUGCUUGAGAGAACGGGUUGCCGCUCUCGCCGACCGGCACGGGCCAAUUUUCUGUAGAUGGUGCACUCAGCUGGGAAAAUUUCUAUUAUUCUUGUUGUUACAAUGGAGGGAUUGCACCCUCCGGGGCAUUGGCUCAUUACUUGGAUUGGGUUCCGCAGCAUUGUUUGUUAUAAUCUGGAGCUGUUUUCUCAGUUUGACAUCCACAUCCUGCUUGCUCUGUGUUGUUAUGUUGCUGGGAGCUGCUGGUGCCACGGUUCGUUAUUUGGGAUAUACCCCUGGACUUUUUAUUGUUGGAUUAUUUGGGAUUUUGAUGCUGUCUAUUUAUGGCAACCUGUGGAUAACUGGGAUGAUAUCCAUAAUUGGAGGCUACUUGUUCUCGUUGAAUCAUGCACGCUUGGUGGUGUUGUUGUCAACAGCAUAUGCCAUUUACUGUGUCAAAGUCCGUGUUGGGUUACUGGGAGUCAUAUUGUCACUCCAGCUAGCCUUUCUAUCCAAUGAUCUGUUGGAUUUUGUGCUUCAAGAGUACGAAUGUGUGAAUGAAGGUUCAAGUUCAGCACAUGAUGCUCAAGCUAAUUGCAAUUCAGAAGAUUUUGUGUAUGAUUCUGAAUAUUCUGCUCACAGUGAUGAGGCAGUGAAAUUUCCAUCCAAAGCGUCUUGCCGAAUGCCUAAUGUCUUACAGCAUGUGGAAGUCCACAAAGAGGCUUCUGCUAGUAAGGUUGUCAAAGCAGAUUCAAACUCAUUGGAUGAGAUAAAGCGAAUCUUAGGUAGCAAGAAUCAUUAUGAAGCCAUGGGGCUUCCCAGGAAUAGUAGUAUAGAUUUGGCACUACUGCGAAAAGAAUACAGGAAAAAGGCUAUGGUUGUCCAUCCUGAUAAAAAUAUGGGAAUCCCACUGGCAAGCGAGUCCUUUAAGAAACUUCAGUGUGCAUAUGAGGUCCUUUCGGAUGAAGUGAAGAAGAAAAAUUAUGAUGAGCAAUUACGAAAGGAAGCAUCUAGAGAGUCUAGCAGCAUUCAGCAGAGAAAUCGGUGCAGUUCACAGCCGGAUGGAGUUGAUUAUCGAUCAGAGGAAUCCAGAAGAAUACAUUGCACAAAAUGUGGAAAUUUUCAUAUAUGGGUGUGCACAAGUAGAUCCAAAGCAAAGGCAAGGUGGUGUCAGGAUUGUCGCCAAUACCAUCAAGCCAGGGAUGGGGAUGGUUGGGUUGAACUUGGAUCUACAACCCUUCAAAGGCCUCAGAAGGUGGAUAUUCCUCGUGCCUAUGUUUGUGCAGAGAGCAAGAUUUUUGAUGUCUCUGAAUGGGCUAUCUGCCAGGGAAUGGCAUGCAAACCAAAUACUCACAGGACUACGUUUCAUGUAAAUAUGGUUGGAUUAGAUAAAAGGGUUCAGAGAUCAAAAUCGGACUGCAGCAGAUUCACAUCGGAUUUGGAUGCUGAAAUGGCAAGUGAAAAAGGAGACGAAGAGUUUGAUGUUUGGCUUCAGCAGGCAUUGGCUGCAGGUCUUUUUUCCGAUCUGACAGAGACAUCAUCCAGGCGCAAAAAAUCUUGGAGUUCUUUCUUGAUCAGCCAAAAGAAAUUCAAAAAACAAUGGCGUGGUGUUCUGUAAACUUUGAGCCUUUCAGAAGGGAAACUGGGGUGAAGAAGGAACAGAAAACGGUUCACCUUUUACCUGGUUUCAAGAGGAAAAAGUGAUGACUUAGAAACUUGGCCGAUUCGUUGGUCUUCUGAAAGUGGAGAAGCCUGAAGGAAAGGCAAAAGAAAGGAAGGAAACGGGAAGAUUUGUCUGAACAAAUGUUCAGAGGCAACUGCUGUUGUAAAUAGAUCUACGGUCUCCUCCCUGAAGCGCUGUACAUUUUUUUGUUCCACUGUGAAGAUUUUUUAGUGCUUUA